Messenger RNA from Rhineura floridana, 12240 nucleotides. RefSeq names its product spen family transcriptional repressor (gene SPEN). Gene Ontology annotation, biological process: regulation of alternative mRNA splicing, via spliceosome; regulation of transcription by RNA polymerase II. The transcript is spliced from 15 exons. Gene Ontology annotation, cellular component: nucleus. Lineage: Eukaryota; Metazoa; Chordata; Lepidosauria; Squamata; Rhineuridae. Gene Ontology annotation, molecular function: mRNA binding. The record is from RefSeq and is a predicted model, not a curated record. The coding region runs from base 407 to 11074 and encodes 3555 amino acids.
GCGGCCGGCGGCCGAGCGCGCAUGCGCGCUCCGAGGAGAGCGGGCCAGCCAGCGAGUGAGAAGAGCGAGCGAGCGAGGGACGCCGAGGGGCUGCUGGAGCGGAGGCUGAGGCGCAGAAACAGGGCAGCACCGGCGGCAGCACCGGCGGCAGCACCGGCGGGGCGUGUCGGGAGGGCCCGGUGGGAUGGUGCCCCCCACCGGCGCCGCGGAGGGAGGAGGCGGCGGCGAAGGAGCAGCGGCGGCGGGCACAGGCCGGGUGCGGCGGCGGAGAAGAGUAGCGGCGGGAAGGAGAGGCUGCUGCUCCUGCUGCUCCCCCCACCCGCGGUGCUGAGCCGAGUGUAGAAGGGCGGCGGCGGCGGCGAGAGCAGCGCCAGCCGCGGAGGAUCCCCCCUCGCCCGGCAGCAGCAUGGUCCGGGAGACCAGGCACCUCUGGGUGGGCAACUUGCCGGAGAACGUCCGCGAGGAGAAGAUCAUCGAGCACUUCAAGCGAUAUGGACGUGUUGAAAGUGUCAAAAUUCUCCCCAAAAGGGGAUCAGAAGGUGGUGUGGCAGCAUUUGUGGAUUUUGUGGACAUCAAGAGCGCACAGAAGGCACACAAUUCCGUCAACAAAAUGGGUGACAGAGACCUUCGGACGGAUUAUAAUGAACCAGGAACCAUCCCUAGUGCCGCUCGGGGAUUGGAUGAUACAGUUUCCAUAGCAUCUCGUAGUAGAGAGGUUUCUGGGUUCAGAGGAGGUGGUGGUGGGCCCACGUAUGGCCCGCCACCAUCGCUUCAUGCACGGGAAGGACGCUAUGAGCGGAGACUCGAUGGGGCUUCAGAUAACAGGGAGCGUGCUUAUGAACAUAGUGCCUAUGGACACCACGAACGCGGGACAGGAGGAUUUGAUCGGACAAGACAUUAUGAUCAGGAUUACUACAGAGAUCCUCGGGAGCGGACUUUACAGCAUGGACUCUAUUACAGUUCUCGGAGCCGCAGCCCGAGCCGCUUUGACGCUCAUGAUCCCCGUUAUGAACCUCGGGCCCGGGAGCAGUUUACAUUGCCCAGCGUGGUACACAGGGAUAUCUACAGGGAUGAUCUCACUCGGGAGGUACGAGGUAGAAGGCCAGAGCGGAGUUACCAGCACAGCAGGAGUCGGUCACCCCAUUCAUCCCAGUCUAGGACCCAAUCUCCUCAGAGGCUGGCAAGCCAAGCAUCAAGGCCUACCAGGUCCCCUAGUGGCAGUGGCUCUAGGAGCAGAUCAUCGAGCAGCGAUUCAAUCAGCAGCAGUAGCAGUACCAGUAGUGACAGCAGUGACUCCAGCAGCAGUUCAAGUGAUGAGUCUCCAGCGCGUUCAGUUCAGUCCACAGCUGUCCCAGCACCCACUUCCCAGUUGCUUCCAUCUCUGGAAAAAGAUGAGCCCCGCAAAAGUUUUGGGAUUAAAGUUCAGAAUCUUCCAGUGCGCUCCACAGAUACCAGCCUUAAAGAUGGGUUAUUUCAUGAGUUUAAGAAGUACGGGAAGGUGACAUCUGUGCAGAUCCACGGGGCCUCCGAAGAGCGGUACGGGCUGGUGUUCUUCCGGCAACAGGAGGAUCAGGAGAAAGCACUCAAUGCUUCCAAAGGGAAACUCUUCUUUGGCAUGCAGAUCGAAGUGACAGCUUGGAUAGGGCCAGAAACAGAAAGCGAGAAUGAAUUUCGGCCUUUGGAUGAAAGGAUAGAUGAAUUUCACCCCAAGGCAACGCGAACUCUCUUCAUUGGUAAUCUAGAAAAAACAACCACAUAUCAUGACCUUCGCAACAUUUUUCAGCGUUUUGGAGGAAUAGUGGAUAUUGACAUUAAGAAAGUAAACGGGGUGCCUCAGUAUGCAUUCCUGCAGUACUGCGACAUUGCAAGUGUGUGUAAAGCGAUCAAGAAGAUGGAUGGUGAAUACCUCGGAAACAAUCGGCUCAAGCUGGGCUUUGGGAAGAGCAUGCCUACCAACUGCGUGUGGUUGGAUGGCCUUUCGACAAACGUCACGGAUCAGUAUUUAACGCGACAUUUCUGCCGCUAUGGUCCUGUGGUGAAGGUGGUGUUUGACCGCUUAAAAGGCAUGGCUCUCGUUCUCUACAAUGAAAUUGAAUAUGCACAAGCAGCUGUAAAAGAGACCAAGGGGAGGAAAAUCGGUGGGAAUAAAAUUAAGGUGGAUUUUGCAAACCGAGAGAGCCAGUUGGCGUUCUAUCACUCCAUGGAGAAAACGGGUCAGGAUAUCAGAGACUUCUACGAGAUGCUUGCAGAGAGAAGGCAAGGGCUCCCGGCAUCCAGUGCUGGUCUCUCCGUGCAGGGGGAUGAGCGAAGAGGAUCUUACGACUAUGCUGCUGACCGUACAUACUAUGAGGCUGUUCGAACACCAGGGACGUAUCCUGAAGAUCCUCGGAGAGAGUAUUCAGCCCGUGGCCGAGAGUUGUAUGCUGACUGGGAUCCUUAUCAAGGAGACUAUUAUGACCCACGAUAUUACGAUGACCCACGGGAAUACAGAGAUUACAGGGGAGAUCCUUAUGAGCAGGACAUCAGGGAGUACAGUUACAGGCAACGUGAGCGGGAGCGGUUUGAAACAGACCGGGACCGGGAGCAUGAAAGGCGGCCCAUUGAAAGAAGUCAAAGCCCAGCCCAUUCCCGGCGGCCGCAGAGCCCAGGAGCAUCUCCGUCACAGUCGGAGAGGCUGCAGAGCGACUCUGAGAGGAGGAGGGUCUAUAGCCGGUCCUCCGAGCGCAGUGGCAGCGGCAGCUCCCUCUCUCCACCCCGCUAUGACAAACUGGACAAAGCCCGCCUUGAGCGAUAUGCAAAAAGUGACAAAUCGGAAAAGGAGCCUGCUUUUGAGCCAGAGACAACUGAGAAAGAGAAGCGCCUGGUGAGGAAAGAGAAGCCAGAAAAGCUCGAAAAGGAUAAAAUGCAAAAGCGGAAGGCCAAGAAUCAUUCUCCCAGCUCCCAGUCAUCGGAAACGGAUCAAGAACCUGAAAAGGAGCCCAGUCCUGAGAAAGUGAAAGGCAAACUGAGCCGGGAGAGAGCGGACAAGGAAGGGACUGUGAAGAAUCGCCUCGAACUGAGGCCCUGCGUUGUGCUGACACGAGUAAAAGAAAAGGAAGGGAAAGUGGUGGACCAGCCCGCUCUGGAGAAGCUCAGAGGGAAGCCAGAGAACGACACCGUGAAGUCUCCCUUGCUUGAACAAAAAAUGCAGACUUCUCAGACAGACCCAGCCAAGUCAGACCAGCUGAAACUUGACCCUGUCAGAGUUAAGGUGGCAAAAGAGAAGGUGCUUGCCAGUCACAUCGAAGUGGUUGAAAAGGAUGCAAAGCUGAAACCCAAAAAGCACCUGAAGGCAGAUCCACCUAGUGAAGUAACAAACCCAGUAGAUCUAGAAAAGCUAGAGGCUCGCAAGAGACGCUUUGCUGAUGCAAGCCUAAAGCCCGAUAAGCAGAAAAUGGAAAUCAAAAGAAGUAGUCAAGAGGAGGAGGAAGGGCGUGUAGUUUUGAAAAAGCAGAUUGAUGUGGUGGGUGAGUCUGAAAGGAAGCCCUUGAGGAAAGAGACUCUUAAAAGGGAAUCUAGGAAAAUCAAGCUGGAAAGACUUGCAACUGUUACCAGUCCCAAAGAAGCUCAAGAGCCAGCAAGCAUUUCUGUAGGGAGUGGCUUACGGCCCAGUUUAGAGCUACAGGCUAGGCUGGGGGACCCCGUUGAAGAACCAGCAGACACCCCCGAGAUCCCCUCUAGGAAGGUCAAUGCAAUAAAACUGCAGCACAAACACCCACCACUGUUAGAUGAUCAAGGGGCAGAGAGAGAGGAUGUCUGGAGGAGAAGCUACUGCAGUCUUCCUGAAGAGGUGCCCGACCACAAACUAGUCCAAGACAAGCCUCUGUCAUCAGACUUAGAAGAGAAAAUUCCCAUUGACAUUGAUCACACGCAGAGUUACCGGAAGCAAAUGGAGCUGAGUCGCAGGCUGAAACAGCAAAUGGAGAUGGAAAUUGCAAAGCAUGAGAAGUUUGGCAGCCCAAAGAAAGAUCUUGAUGAGUAUGAAAGGCGUAGCCUGGUGCAUGAAGUGGGGAAACCUCCUCAGGAUGUGACAGAUGACUCUCCUCCUAGUAAGCGGAAGAAAUCCUCUGACACUUUUGACUUUGAAAUUAGCACUAAGCGAGAGAGAAACUACAGAAGCUCUCGCCAGGUGAGUGAAGACUCUGAAAGAACAGCCUGUUCCCCUGGUCUCAGGCCCUUCCCUUUCCACGAGGAUGAGGAGAUGCUGGAGUCCCCAAGGCUGAUGCCUUUAAAAGAAGCCAAAGAAUCACCUAAAACUGAUGAAAAGGGCCCUCCAUAUUCUAAUGUGGCUGUAAGGGAAGAUUCGUUGAAAUUUAAUCCCUAUGAUUCCAGUCGAAGAGAGCAUCUGGUGGAAAUGGCUAAAAUAAAACCAUCUGCAUUGAAUUGCGAGGAUGAAUCAAACCGAUGGGAAUCCCAAGUGAAAGAGGAGCCUGGCCGGGUGGAUAUCAGCUUCCCAAGUAGCAUAGUCAAGAGAGACGGUAUACGGAAGCGGUCGAUACGGGAUCUGGAACCAGGAGAGGUGCCCUCAGACUCUGAUGAUGAUGGCGAUAAUAAACCCCAUUCUCCAAAAGCCUCUUCAUUACUGGAGAACUCCAGGCUAUCUUUUUUAUUACGGGACAGGGAGGAGAAACUUCGUGAGAGAGAGGAACGGCUUCCAGCCUCCUUGGAAAGGAACAAAUUUUAUUCCUUUGCAUUGGACAAGACAAUCACGCCUGACACAAAGGCCUUGCUUGAGAGGGCCAAAUCUCUCUCAUCAUCUAGAGAAGAGAACUGGUCUUUUCUUGAUUGGGACUCAAGAUUUGCUAGUUUUAGGAACAACAAGGACAAAGAAAAAGUAGAUUCUGCUCCAAGGCCUAUCCCCUCAUGGUAUAUGAAAAAGAAGAAAAUCCGAACUGAUUCUGAAGGAAAACUGGACGAUAAAAAAGAAGACCAGAAGGAAGAUGAGCAAGAGAGGCAGGAGCUCUUUGCCUCGCGGUUUCUACACAGCUCAAUCUUUGAGCAGGAUUCUAAGCGCUUGCAACAUUUAGAAAGGAAAGAUGAAGACCUUGACUUCCUUUCUGGCAGAGCGUAUGGCAGGCAGGCGUCUCUGGAUGGGACCAACAGUGUGUCGGACUUUGUGCCAGAGCCAGUGGUUCUCUUCCACAGCAGGUUUGUCGAGCUCACCCGAAUGCAGCAAAAGGAGAAGGAGAAAGACCAAAAGCCCAAAGAAGCAGAAAAGCAGGAGGAGGCAGAGAAGGAGAAUCGACCCAAGACUCCAGAAGUGGUGCCUGAGGACAAAGAACCAGAGCAUAAAUCUUCACUGUUAGUUGGGCCAUCGCCAGUUGCUCUCAUCCUACAAGAACCAGGACCAGUCAUACCAGAGAAGGUUGCAAACGAGAGGUUACCAGUGGACACACCCUCUUCUAGAGAGGAGAAGCCUCCGGAACCUGGUCCUGUAGUGGAAGAGCCAAAGCCUGUUCCAGAACUCCUUGCUGCUGUUAAAACUGAGCCCCCUGAGCAUAUGGAGACACCCCCAGUAACGGAUGGCAACAAAGACUCUGCUCUUUCCACGGUGGCUCCUGAUGAAGACCCUGUAUCCGUAGAACACCCUUCCUAUUUGGACACAAAGCCACCUACGCCAGGAUCUUCUUUUUCCCAAGCAGAUAUCGGCACAGAUCCAGAACCUGAAAUAGUCCCACCACCUCCCAAAUUGGCAACAAGGUCUGAGGAACUGCCUGAGUCUAAAGAAGAACAUGUUUCACUAUCGGUUAACUCUGAGCCUGGUGCAGGGCAGAAAGUGGAGGUGGCUGUUGAGGCUCUGCCUCUGGUUUCUGAUACAGAGAUGGAAGCGGAGCCCCCUGUCGUUGCAAAGGACAAGAAGCCAUACAAAAAUAAACGUUCCAAAACUCCUGCGCAGUCUUCUGUUGCAAAUGUUGCAGAGAAACCCGUCACAAGGAAGAGUGAAAGGAUUGACCGGGAAAAGCUUAAAAGAUCAGGCUCUCCCCGUGGGGAAGCCCUGAAGCUUCUAGAGCUGAAGGUGGAAACGGAGAAGGCUUCAAGAAAUGCUGCUAAAUCUCCAAGUGCUGCAGCAGAGCCCGAAAACCCAGAGCCCAGUUUGCCAGUCGGCCGGACCAGGCGCAGAAACGUUCGGUCAGUUUAUGCAACCACAGGAGACCAUGAAGGCCCAUCACCUGUUAAAGAUUCUAUGGAGGUAACCAGGUCUACCAGAAAAAGAGUUGAAAGAGAGCCACCGGACGCUUCCACGGUUCCGACCCCUCCAAGAAGAGGCAGACCACCCAAGUCACGUCGCAAACCCGAGGAGGAAGUUUCUCCUGUUAAGGCCGAACCAGUCCAGCAAGAGGCAGAAGAAGCAGAAGUGAAGGAGACGGUGGAGAUCCCUAAACCGGUGGAGGGGUGGAGAUCACCCAGAUCCCAGAAGCUAGCCCAUGGCCACUCUUCAGCAGCCAGCACUCAACAAGGCAAGAAAGGGAAAAAUGAAUCAAAGGCCGAGACCUUGGCAGAGCCAGAUGAUGCCCCUGAGCCACCUGGCCAAGGGGCAAAUGCCAGUGAAAACAUCAGUAAACUCAAGGUGGAGAAAGAAACUGUUCCAAGUGGACAGAAGCGAGAUAGGAAAGAAGCUGAGCUGGAGAAAACUGCAACUGAGGCCCCGUGCACAGUUGAGAUUGUAGAAAGAAAGCCUAUCCAAGAGAGAGCUCCAAAGUCCAAAAGAGGAAGAUCCAGGAAUGUAAAGGCUGUUGAUAAAGCAUCCUUAAUGAAGAACUUGAAAAACGUUGAAGUCCGGCUCAACGUGGAUGAAGUCAAAGGUGCGCUACGGCCAAAUGAAGAGGAAAUGGAGCCUGUGCCAGCAUCGUCCCCUAAAAGCAAAAGUCCCCAGAAAGAAGACAAAUUGUCACCCCAAUGCGUAAAGAAUGAGGGAGAAGACCCCUUCCAGGAAGCAGAGAAAGAAAUCACCUGCGAGUCAACGCAGUCUCCUGAAGCAGACCAGCUGGCCAAGCAGAUUGAACUCGAGCAGGCCGUGGAGAAUAUUGCAAAGCUCACAGAAAGCCCAACGAUUGCAGCCUACAAGGAGCAGGCAUCCGAUGUGUCAGACGUUCGCCAGGAGGAAGACGGAGACAAGCCUGCUCAUCAGGCGAGUGAAACAGAACUGGCAGCUGCCAUUGGAUCCAUCAUCUACGACGUAUCUGGAGAGGCAGAAAGCUUCCCUGCUCCACCACCCUAUCCUGCUGAAUCGGAAUCUGAAAUGCCCACAGAACCGGCAUUAGCGCUGCCACCUGCACAAGGAGAAAUGGAGCCUGAAACGGAUCAAGCAGUUAGCAAUAUCCUGGAAUCGGAAGCCGCUUCAGUUGAGCCGCCUGUACCAUCAGUUCCAGGAUCUGCCCCAGAGGCAGAAAGCAAAGAAGCAGAAGUGAGCUUAAGCGAAUCCUCCAACUCGGCGCAAGAAGCAGAAACCCUGCAGGAGGCCGACAUGUCUCGGAAAGAACGGGGCCGUCAGAAGACCACCCGGCCAAGGCGUAAGCGGAGCACAAGUAAGAAGGGGGAUGCUGCAGAUGUGAGGACCACAGAACCCGAAAGAGUACAAAGCAAGUCUCCUGUUGCCAGUGAAGGUAAAGGAAAGUCAGAAGGAGCCACAAAAGACGGCAGCCAGAGGGAAAGCUCUCCUCCAGCUGCCUCCCAAGCCAGUGCCCCUGACGCUAGCAAGACGGCAGCCCUGGAGGCAGCUGCUCAUGGACCUGUUGCAGAGAGCAGCCCCCAGCCCAAAGCUCCCAAUCUACCGGAUCUUCCGGUACCUGUUGACGAGGUGAGCCAAAGCGGGUUCAAGCUACAAACAGGGGCUGACAGUGCUCCGGUCACUCCUCCUCCAGGUGUCCCAAGCACUCCUCGACCAGUAACCCCGUCUUCAGCUGCGGCAAAGCCUGUCAUUUCUGCUGGGGUAGCCCCGCUUCACUCCAGCACAGCAAAGGUGACCGAGUGGAUUGUAAAGCACGAGGAGUCCCGCGCGCGCUCUACCCCACCUCCAGCCCUCCCCCCUGAUACAAAAGCAUCGGAUGUAGACACAAAUUCCAGCACUCUGCGGAAAAUACUGAUGGAGCCCAAGUACAUUUCUUCCACCACCGUUGCCUCAACACAUGUCACGACAGCUAUAGCUGAACCGGUGAGCGCUCCCCGUGUGGAGGAGGCCCCUUCUCAUCCUCCAGCAGAGGCCUUGAGACCAGGCUCAGAAGAGAAGCCAGCGGUCCCAAUCAUGAAUGCUUUGGAGCCACCAGUUGCAGAAGCCCCAGUUUUCACCGAGAAAGAGAAGAUUAUCACUGUCAUUGCUCCCAAGGCCACUUCUGUGAUCAGCAGGAUGCCCCACAGCAUUGACCUUGAAGAAACUCCGAGGAUAACUUUGGUGAAACAAGCAUCCCAGCCACAGACAUGCCUAGUCAACGCCCUUCCACCAAAAUACAAGCAGAGGGCAAGCACCAAUGACAGCAGCCGCUUCCAUCCAGGAUCCAUGUCCGUAAUUGAAGAUCGGCCAGCAGAGACAGGGCCUAGUCCAGGUCUUCGUGUCAACACGUCAGAAGGCGUCGUACUGCUGAGCUAUUCAGGACAGAAGACGGAAGGCCAAGGGCGGAUAACUGCAAAGAUUAGCCAGAUUCCCCCAGCAAGCGCAGUUGACAUCGAAUUUCAGCAGUCAGUGUCCAAAUCCCAGACGAAGCAAGAGCCUCUUGGCCCCUCUCAGCCCACCCCAAAGGGCUCUCAGGCACCAGCAGGGUACGGGAGCGUCUCCACCCCUUCAUCACUGGUGCUGGGAACUCAGCAGUACAGCCCUUCCCCCGUGCUCUCCAUUAAGCAAGAGCGUGGCAGCCUGGAGAAAUCUGAACCGGUGCACCUCUCUGUCCAGGCACCUUCUUCUCAGUCUGGCCCAGUUAAAGUCCUCUCCCAGUCUGCCAGCACUCCAUCCAUCCUCGUCCACAACCAGAUGGUGCUCCCUCAGGGCAUCGCUUCUUCCACCAACAAAAAGCUUCCAGACCCAGCUACCCUGAAGGCUGAGGCCAAGUCUCUUCAGCCAUCGAGCUUGAGUCCCGGGGUUGGACCUCAUCACCCCUCUUUGUCCAGCAAGAUGCACCCAGAGGCCAAUCAUGUGAGCCAAGGGCCCAGCACCCCGGCUGAUCGGGCGGUGUCUCACUUGGGGGUUGCAAAGCAGGAGCCGCUCUCUCCCCGGACAAGUGGGCACUCUCCGUCUCCCUUCCCAAGGGCCUGCCAUCCCGGUGGCCCCUCUUCCCCAGCCCUGUCGGGGAAUAACUCCAUGUUGGGCAUCCAGGGGUCUCCCUGCCCUGGUAUCCCUGUGCCUCAGUACAUCUCCAGUAUGCACCCUGAGCAGUCUGUGAUUAUGCCUCCUCACAGCGUAACCCAAACGGUCUCCUUGGGGCACCUCUCCCAAGGAGAAGUCAGGAUGAACACCCCUCCUCUGCCGGGCAUGCCCUACAGCAUCCGCCCAGAGGCGCUUCACUCUCCAAGGGCAGCUCUACAGCCGCAGCGGUCCAGCACGCCUCAGCCCGCUCCCAUCCGAGAGAUUGUCAUGCCGCCUCUGUCUUCCCAGCAUUCCUCUGAAGAGGAGAUGCACUAUCACCACACGGUGUGCCGAGGGUCUGCCCCUGUGCAAUCCGACGUGCUCGUCAUGCAGCCAGACUACCGCUUGCACCCGUCAGGCAUCAGGCUCGACCAGUACAACGUGCCCCGGGAUGUGAGGAUGAUGAUGCACCCGCACAUGGCAGCAGUGGGGGGCGACCACCACCUGGAGACUCGCCAGUCCCGGACGCCAGAAGGGAGGUCUGUGAAAACGCCCCCUGCCACCAAGACGCUCCCGUCGGGCAAAGAGACGCCCAAGGCCCCGGAAGUCAAGAUGGCUCACUCUCCACACAGCGAGCCCCGGGGACUCCUCAGUGGCCAGCUUCCAGGACUGCCUUUGACGCAGCCGGGCGUCGUACCUCAUGGGGUGCAGAUCAUGCAUCCUGCUGGAACCUCCUUCCAUGAUUACAGGACAGUCUAUAGUGAUGUGAGGAGUUACCACCCAGCAGCUCAGCUGGGCCACCCUCAGUUUUCUGGGGCAUCGCCGAUUGGGCUGCCUUCCCGGAGUAUGACUCCCUCUCAGGGCCUGCCGGACGGGGAGCAUACCCACCCCAGUCAGCCAGCUCACAGCAAGACUCCCCAGAUCUCCCAGGAGCCCAAGGGGGCCCAGGCAGCGGGACCAGAGCCAACCCACCACCCGGCGGCCGUCAGCCGGCACGUCCAGCCCAUGGAACCCCUCUUGCACCUGCAGCGAGGCCAGGCGGACACUGGCCAGAGCUCCUACCCUUCUCCGGUUGCUGUUUCUGUGAAGCAGGAGCUCCCAUCCCCACAUCAGGCCCAAGUGCCGAAGCCGGCCCUCUUCAUCCCGACCACCGCGGGCCCCGGGGCUCCUCCGGGGCUGCCCCUUGCCCGGCCUGAAGCACAGUCGGUGCUUAAGCAAGACCCUGCUCCUCACCCCGUCUCCCAGAGGCCAGUGGACAUGGUCCAGCUUCUGACCAAAUACCCCAUUGUGUGGCAGGGGCUCCUGGCCUUGAAGAACGAUACGGCUGCUGUCCAGCUGCACUUUGUCUCUGGCAACAACGUCUUGGCACACCGCUCCUUGCCAGCCCCAGAAGGAGGGCCUCCGCUCCGGAUUGCCCAGCGCAUGCGCCUGGAAGCGUCACAGCUGGAGGGCGUGGCACGCCGGAUGAUGGUGGAGAGCGAUUAUUGCCUGUUGCUGGCCUUGCCUUGUGGACGAGACCAAGAGGAUGUUGUGAACCAGACAGAGUCACUCAAGGCGGCCUUCAUUAGCUACCUGCAGGCCAAGCAAGCCGCCGGCAUCAUCAACGUUCCCAAUCCCGGCUCCAACCAGCCUGCUUACGUUCUGCAGAUCUUCCCGCCCUGCGAGUUUUCAGAGAGCCAUCUCUCCCGCCUCGCCCCAGACCUCCUCGCCAGCAUCUCCAACAUCUCUCCUCACCUGAUGAUUGUCAUUGCGUCGGUCUAAGCGGCUUUCCAGCUACAGGCUACUUUCUCCAAGGCCUACAGCAGAGACAGAGAGACGGUGAACGAGGAAGGAAGGGACUGGGCCCUCCUCCAUGGCUGGGCCUCGAUCAAACUCUUGCUCGGUAGUGGCUGCCGCGCUACCUUGUAUGUUUACAUAUUGCUUUAGCAAAGACGGACACCUGAGGCACUCAAGUAGGCAGACUGGCCUUGGGGUCUGGUGCCUCCUGUAGAGGGGAAUUAAAGGAAGGCUAUUUUUUUUUAAUUUACAAAAUAACUUAAAAAAAAGAAGGAACCAGAACUGCCUUUGCACUAAAUUAGUGACUUUGGACCUUUGCACAGUUUAAGAAUUGUUGUGGCGUUCAGGAUGGAUGUCUCAUACACACAUGAACUGGCGUUGUGGACUUUAAAAAACGCAGGGCCUGGCAACGUCUGCUCCAGUCUGCAGGUCUAGGAGCAUUUCACACAGUGUCCCCCCCCCAAAAAAUCCUUGAUCCUCCUGGAUGCCCCCCAUGCUGCAGUUGCCUCUUCCUCCUCCGUCAUCUGGGAUGUACAGUUUACACUGAAACAAAGCAAAACACAAAAAGAGAGCUAUUUUCCUUCCUGGUGGGAUAUGCAGGACUCUGGGUGUGUGUGUGUGUGUAUAUAGAUAUAUAUAUAUAUAAUAUAUAUAUAUAUAUAUAUAUAAAUAUAUAUAUAUAUAUAAAAUACAGACUUUAAAAAGAAAUCUGAUCCCCACAACAUACUUUUUUUUUAAUCUGUGCCAAAAAAAAUGUGUUUUCAGAGAAAAUCUUAUUUUCAUACUCAGACUUUGUAUUUGUCACCCAUUUGUAAGUGCGCUUCAUUUAGACAUGGCCUCCCUUUCCUCCUCCUCCUCCACAUGUGGAAGUGUUAUACACUUGUACAGACUUUUUAUCUCCUCCUCCUCCUCCUCCUGUCCUCGUUGUCCUAACACUUAAUUUAUGGAACUGUUUCCUCAGCGCAGUUUUGUUUUGUGUGUCCAUUGGAUUACAAACUUUAUUAAAAAAUACAAAACUUUCUAGUGUUGCGUCAAUGUGCAGGAAGGGUGAGCUGUAAAGGUAAGCUGCAGUUGAUUAGUUUUAACAUUUUAACAAUAUUUAAUGUCUUGGCUGAAGCGUUGGGUACUUUACAUUCUUAUACACAUACGAG